Pipistrellus nathusii (Nathusius's pipistrelle) is the source of this 975-nucleotide messenger RNA. The record is from the annotation of a GenBank genome assembly. NCBI's taxonomy places the organism in Eukaryota, Metazoa, Chordata, Mammalia, Chiroptera, Vespertilionidae.
AUGUUUUGUGGAGACUAUGCACAAGGAACCAUCUUCCCGGCUCCCAAUUUCAACCCUGUCAUGGAUGCCCAAAUGCUAGGGGGGGCGCUCCAAGGAUUUGGCUGUGACAAAGACAUGCUGAUCAGCAUUCUGACUCAACGCUGCAACUCUCAGAGGCUGAUGAUCGCAGAGGCAUACCAGAAUAUGUUUGGCCGGGAUCUGAUUGGUGACUUGAAGGAGAAGCUGUCAGAUCACUUCAAAGAAGUUAUGGUUGGCCUCAUGUACCCACCACCAUCUUAUGAUGCUCACGAACUCUGGCAUGCCAUGAAGGGAGUAGGCACUGAAGAGAAUUGCCUCAUUGAUAUAUUAGCUUCAAGAACAAAUGGAGAAAUUUUCCAAAUGCGAGAAGCCUACUGUUUGCAGUACAGCAGUAACCUUCAAGAAGACAUCUACUCAGAGACCUCAGGACACUUCAGAGAUACUCUCAUGAACUUGGUCCAGGGAAGCAGACAGGAAGGUUACACAGACCCUGCCAUGGCUGCUCAGGAUGCAAUAGUCCUGUGGGAAGCUUGUCAGCAGAAGACAGGGGAACACAAAACCAUGCUACAAGUGAUCCUGUGCAACAAGAGUUACCAGCAGCUGUGGCUGGUGUUCCAGGAAUUUCAAAAUAUUUCUGGACAAGACAUUGUGGAUGCCAUUAAUGAAUGUUAUGAUGGAUACUUUCAAGAGCUUCUAGUUGCCAUAGUUCUCUGUGUUCGAGACAAACCAGCCUAUUUUGCUUAUAGACUACAUAGUGCAAUCCAUGACUUUGGUUUCCACAAUAAGACUUUAAUUAGGAUUCUCAUUGCCAGAAGUGAAAUUGACCUGCUGACCAUAAGGAAACGGUACAAAGAGAGAUAUGGAACAUCCCUAUUUCAUGAGAUCAGAAAUUUUGCUUCAGGGCACUAUGAGAAAGCGCUGCUUGCCAUCUGUGCUGGGGAUGCUGAAGACUACUAA